Durio zibethinus is the source of this 2498-nucleotide messenger RNA. RefSeq names its product protein IQ-DOMAIN 13-like. Gene Ontology annotation, molecular function: protein binding. Lineage: Eukaryota; Viridiplantae; Streptophyta; Magnoliopsida; Malvales; Malvaceae. The record is from RefSeq and is a predicted model, not a curated record.
GGCAUGGUUGCUGUCCCAAAAGUCUUCCCAUUCAAGUAAAGGUAGUUGAAGUUGGGCACAUUGAGUGAGAAAGUGGCCAACCCCUCCUCUACUCUCUCUUUCUUACUCAUUUUAAUUAACAUAUUCAUCAUGAUAAUGCAACCCUUUAAUAAAUCCAAUUAUAAAUACAAAAAAGGGUGAAAGGUGGCCAAAAGGCAAAAAGAAAAGUAGUACAAUUUCAUAACCCAAAGCUACAUAACAUAAGAAAGAGCCAGAUCAAAGUUAUACAUAUAAAAAGAAAGAGAGGGACAACCCCCAAAGAGAAGAAUUUAUGUUAGAAACAUUACUAUUGUUAAAACAAAAGUACAAAAAACAAAAUCUAAACCCCCCAUGUAAUGCAAUAAAAAGCUAGGAAUAAGAAAAAUUAUAAACAGCAAGCAUGUUAUAUAGAAAAGAAGGAUGAGAAGGAGGAGGGCUAGAGAAAGGAAGAGAGAAAAAAAAGUGUCUUCUCUGGCUGGUUGCUGCUACUCUUCUUUUUCUAGCUACUUGUAACUCAGCUUUUUGAAGGGUUCUUUGCAGAAUUUGGAAUUUGGAAGCUCUCCAUUUAAGAUAAAAGGAUCGACAUUUCAGCCAUAAACGAUUGAGCCUGCUGACUUCUAGCUAUUCUGUUUCUUCCCAUGCUUAGGCAGGCACAAUAAUGCUGGCAGAAUGGGAAAGGCAGGAAGUUGGUUUUCUGCAAUUAAAAGAGUUUUCAUACCACACUCCAAGGAAAAGCUAAAUAAUGAAUCUGAUAACAAAAGUGGUAAAGAAAAGAAGAAGAAAGGCCUAGGGAAAUUAAGGCAUGGAGAAACCAAUUCCUUCAUUCCCCUCUUCAGACAGCCCAGCAGUAUUGAGAAAAUUCUGGGGGAGGCUGAAAGAGAGCAUAAACUAAUAUUCAGGCCUCCCACACCUCCAGACCAGCCAAGAACACCACCUUUUGUGCCUCAUAGAGUUGCUUCUCCAUGUGUCCCUUCUCAGAGGAUUGCCUCUCCCAGGGUUGCUUCUCCAAGAACUGCUUCCCCUCCACGAGCUGCUUCCCCUAGAGUUGCUUCUCCAGCUCCAGCUCCACCUCCACGAGCUGCUUCUCCAAGAGCUGCUCCUCCUAGAAUUGUUCGUCCUCGACCAGAACCAACUUUAAGGAACCAUCAUGCUUCAGCUACAAAAAUUCAAGCAGCCUACAGAGGUUAUAUGGCAAGGAGAAGUUUUAGAGCUUUGAAAGGCCUUGUGAGGCUUCAAGGAGUUGUGAGAGGUCAGAACGUGAAACGCCAAACUCUGAAUGCCAUGAAAUAUAUGCAGCUUUUGGUACGAGUUCAAUCUCAGAUUCAGUCACGAAGGAUCCAGAUGUUAGAAAACCAAGCACGACAGCAGGCUCAGUUUAAGAAUGAUAAGGAAGUUGAGAGUACCUUGGGCAAAUGGGCCUUCAGCCAGGCAUCUGAUGCAGGCAAUGAAGACUGGGAUGAUAGUGUGCUAACAAAAGAGGAAAUAGAGGCAAGAAUGCAGAGAAAGGUGGAGGCAGUAAUUAAAAGAGAAAGGGCCAUGGCCUAUGCAUUUUCCCACCAGCUAUGGAAAGCUACUCCGAAAUCAGCUCAAACAGGUGUAUCAGACAUUCGCUCUGGCGUAUUUCCAUGGUGGUGGAACUGGUUAGAACGUCAACUACCUCCUGACAAUGCUCCUGAAAGCCAAGGCAUGAAGAGUUUCCAACUUACACCAUCAAGGCCAAAUUCCGAACUGAAGCCAAGUCCAAUGCUGCAGUCAACCAGCAAGCAACAUCAGCUCACCUUUGACAAUUUGGACACUCCUACACCGAAAUCUACAAGGUCAACAGUACUCCCGGCAACAAGACCCUUGCGAACUCCACCUUCUAGUAGAACCCCUCAAGCAAGCAUCUCAGGGUUGUCGAAAUAUUCAAGACCAAGAGCUAGUGGAGCUGAUUCUCCCUUUGACUUGCCCCUGAAGGAUGAUGAUAGCCUUACUAGCUGCCCACCAUUUUCAGUCCCCAACUACAUGACUCCAACAGUUUCAGCCAAAGCCAAAGUGAGAGCUAGCAGUAAUCCCAAGGAGAGGUUCAUGGGGACUCCAGGGAGCGAGUCGAAGAGGAGGCUUUCAUUCCCUUUGACACAAGGGAUUGGAUCAUUCAAGUGGAGAAAAGGGUCUUUGUUUUCAGGGAAGGAUUCAAGCUCUCAAAAGGGUUUAGAUAAGCACCAAUCACUUCAAUCUAUAGGCAAUUUGAGUGUGGAUUCGACAGUUUCUAUGCCUGCUACUGUUGGAAGAAAGCCAUUUAACCGAUUUGUAUGAUUUUUUUUCCCUUAUUGUAACCUUUGAUUACUUCAUUUUGGCGUUUGUCUUCAUUGAGUGCAUGGUGGUAUGUUGAGUUACAAAAUUAUUGAUGUAAAAUAAAUGAGAAAACAUUAGGAAAUGAUGGUUUGAAUGUCACUGGAUUUGGGGCUUGGUGAGAUAUUAUAGUAAUUUUUUUCUUUAUU